CAUUAUCGUAUAGAUAGCAAAAAUCAAGAGAGGAGGCGGUUACUAUAUAUAUAUGAGUUCAUUCUCUACUGUCCCCAUACAUUCUGUACCCAUUCAUUUGCUCUCUUUCUUGUCUUUGUCAAAUCAAGAAUCAACCCGAUAAUAUGGCAGCAGAAAAGAAUGGAAUUGCCAAGGAUGUAACUGAAUUGAUCGGUAACACUCCUUUGGUUUACCUGAAUAAUGUUGUGGAUGGGUGUGUUGGACGUGUUGCUGCCAAGCUGGAAAGCAUGGAGCCAUGCUCUAGUGUUAAGGAUAGGAUUGGUUAUAGUAUGAUUACUGAUGCUGAGGAGAAGGGCCUAAUCAAACCCGGCGAGAGUGUUCUCAUCGAACCUACAAGUGGAAACACCGGUGUUGGAUUAGCAUUCAUGGCUGCUGCUAAAGGCUACAAACUCAUCAUUACGAUGCCUUCUUCAAUGAGUCUUGAGAGAAGAAUUAUUCUGCGUGCUUUCGGUGCUGAGUUGGUGCUUACUGAUCCGGCAAAAGGGAUGAAAGGUGCUAUUUCGAAGGCUGAAGAGAUAAAGGCCAAAACACCCAACUCCUAUAUUCUUCAGCAAUUUGAAAACCCUGCAAACCCAAAGAUACACUAUGAAACCACUGGUCCUGAGAUCUGGAAAGGCUCAAACGGGAAAGUGGAUGCUCUAGUCUCUGGAAUUGGAACAGGAGGCACAAUAACAGGUUCAGGCAAGUAUUUAAGAGAGCAGAACCCCAACAUCAAGCUGUAUGGCGUGGAACCAGUUGAAAGUGCUAUUCUUUCUGGUGGAAAGCCUGGUCCACAUAAGAUUCAGGGGAUUGGUGCUGGUUUCGUUCCUGGUGUUUUGGAAGUUAACCUUAUUGAUGAAGUAGUUCAAGUUUCAAGUGAAGAAUCCAUAGAAAUGGCAAAGCUUUUGGCGAUGAAGGAAGGAUUGCUUGUGGGAAUAUCAUCUGGUGCUGCUGCCGCUGCGGCAAUUAAACUUGCUAAGCGCCCUGAAAAUUCUGGGAAGCUCUUUGUUGUUAUUUUCCCAAGUUUCGGGGAGCGAUAUCUCUCCUCCGUGCUCUUUGAAUCUGUCAGACGGGAAGCAGAGAACAUGACCGUGGAGCCUUGAACAUUUCAUCCAUAUCAUAGCCUCGAACUUGUCUGAGCUUUUCCCUUCCGAUGAAAAUAAGGCCUUUUCUUUCCUUUCCUUUAGUGGCCAUGUUCUUCUCAAGUAAAAAAACUAUUGUAGUAUAUUUUAGUAAUUUUACCGUCUCUACAAACACUUGUGACAGUGGAUUUAUUACAGAAAUAUGAAGAGCUAUUGCUUCUUGUUCAUCAAA
Molecule: messenger RNA, 1332 nt
Organism: Capsicum annuum
Lineage: Eukaryota; Viridiplantae; Streptophyta; Magnoliopsida; Solanales; Solanaceae
Product: cysteine synthase
Exons: 11
Coding region: 144-1121 (325 amino acids)
Cellular component (GO): cytoplasm
Molecular function (GO): cysteine synthase activity
Source: RefSeq, a predicted model, not a curated record